Canis lupus familiaris (dog) is the source of this 7285-nucleotide messenger RNA. RefSeq names its product ataxin 7 (gene ATXN7). The transcript is spliced from 14 exons. NCBI's taxonomy places the organism in Eukaryota, Metazoa, Chordata, Mammalia, Carnivora, Canidae. The coding region runs from base 442 to 3183 and encodes 913 amino acids. The record is from RefSeq and is a predicted model, not a curated record.
GUAGCGUUGCCUGGUGUGUGCCGAGUUGACACAUUUCCGGAGCAGCGCGCAGGUCACGGCGGCAUCUCUUCCCAAAAGUCACUUUGCUUCAACUUGGAUGAGUUUCUCGUAAGCGGCGACAUCGAGGUGGUGAGAGGCGAGAGGAGAGGACAGCCGGCACCGCUGACGGGAUCUCCAGUGGGGUAGAUGGAGGGAGCUGCAUAAGCUGCAGGAAGCCUGAGUUCCAAGCCGCGCUUUUGGUUGAUUUGUGGAGUUAUUGCCCAACUUUCCUGACCCCCCCCCCCCCAGGAUCCUCCCCCCCACCUCUUCACAUCCGGGCUGAAGCAGUUAAAUCUGAACAGAAUUAAGAAGAAAGAGCUUCCACAAUCACAGCAGAUGAAGAUCCACUGGUAAAUCGAUUAGGAUUUUUGGUCUGCCCUCCAAAGUAAAGGAGCGGAAAGAAUGUCGGAGCGGGCCGUGGAUGACGUCAGGGGGGAGCCGCGCCGAGCGGCGGCGGCAGCGGGCGGAGCAGCGGCGGCGGCCGCCCGGCAGCAGCAGCAGCAGCAGCAGCAGCCGCCGCCUUCGCAGCCCCAGCGGCAGCCGCCGCCGCCGCCGCCGCCGCCGCCGCGGCGCCUCCGGCCGGAGGACGGCGGCCCCGGCGCCGCCUCCACCUCGGCCGCCGCCGCAAUGGCGACCGUCGGGGAGCGCAGGCCCCUGCCCAGCCCAGAAGCGAUGCUGGGACAGUCGUGGAAUCUGUGGGUCGAGGCUUCCAAACUUCCCGGGAAGGACGGGACGGAAUUGGACGAAAGUUUCAAGGAGUUUGGGAAAAACCGCGAAGUCAUGGGGCUCUGUCGCGAAGACAUGCCAAUAUUUGGUCUGUGUCCAGCCCACGAUGAUUUCUACUUGGUGGUGUGUAACGACUGUAAUCAGGUUGUCAAACCGCAGGCAUUUCAAUCACAUUAUGAAAGAAGACAUAGCUCAUCCAGCAAGCCUUCUUUGGCCGUUCCUCCCACUUCAGUAUUUUCCUUCUUCCCUUCUCUGUCCAAAAGCAAAGGAGGCAGCGGAAGUGGAAGCAGCCGUUCUUCCAGUGGAGGUGUUCUAAGCGCAUCCUCAUUAAGUUCCAAGUUGCUGAAAUCACCCAAAGAGAAAUUGCAGCUCAGGGGGAACAGCAGGCCAAUGCAUCCCAUUCAGCAGAGUCGAGUCCCCCAUGGUAGAAUCAUGACGCCCUCUGUCAAAGUGGAAAAGAUUCAUCCGAAGAUGGAUGGCACACUACUGAAAUCUGCGGUGGGGCCUACCUGUCCUGCUACUGUGAGUUCCUCAGUCAAGCCUGGCCUUAACUGCUCCUCAAUACCAAAGCCAACCUUGCCUUCACCUGGACAGAUUCUGAAUGGCAAAGGGCUUCCUGCACCAUCCACUCUGGAAAAGAAGUCUGAAGAUAAUUCCAACAACAGGAAAUUUUUAAAUAAGAGAUUAUCAGAAAGAGAGUUUGAUCCUGACAUACACUGUGGGGUCAUCGAUCUCGACACCAAGAAGCCCUGCACCCGCUCUUUGACAUGCAAGACACAUUCCUUAACUCAGCGGAGGGCUGUCCAGGGUAGAAGAAAACGAUUUGAUGUGUUAUUAGCCGAGCACAAAAACAAAACCAGGGAAAAGGAAUCGAUUCGCCAUCCGGACUCUCAGCAACCAACGCAGCCUCUCAGGGACCCGCAGCCCGCCCCUCCUAGACCUUCACAGGAGCCACACCAAAACUCUCACGGAGUGAUUCCUUCUGAAUCAAAGCCUUUCGUAGCUAGUAAACCUAAACCUCACACCCCCAGUCUUCCAAGGCCUCCAGGCUGCCCUGCUCAGCAAGGUGGGAGUGCCCCCAUUGACCCUCCUCCAGUCCAUGAAUCUCCACACCCUCCCCUGCCUGCCACUGAGCCAGCUUCUCGGUUAUCCAGUGAGGAGGGAGAAGGCGAUGACAAAGAAGAGUCUGUUGAAAAACUGGACUGUCAUUAUUCAGGUCAUCAUCCUCAGCCAGCAUCUUUUUGCACAUUCGGGAGCCGGCAGAUUGGAAGAGGCUAUUACGUGUUUGACUCCAGGUGGAACCGGCUUCGCUGCGCCCUCAACCUCAUGGUGGAGAAGCAUCUGAACGCGCAGCUGUGGAAGAAAAUCCCACCCGUGCCCAGCACCACCCCACCUGUCUCCACACGUGUUCCUCACCGGACAAACUCUGUGCCGACAUCACAAUGUGGGGUCAGCUAUCUGGCAGCAGCCACUGUGUCUACAUCCCCAGUCCUGCUCUCGUCCACCUGCAUCUCCCCAAAUAGCAAAUCGGUACCAGCUCAUGGAACCACACUAAAUGCACAGCCCGCCACCUCUGGGGCAAUGGAUCCUGUGUGCAGUAUGCAAUCCAGACAAGUGUCCUCUUCAUCCUCGUCUCCCUCCACACCCUCUGGCCUUUCCUCAGUGCCCUCCUCCCCUAUGUCCAGGAAACCUCAGAAGUUGAAAUCCAGCAAGUCUUUAAGGCCCAAGGAGUCUUCUGGUAACAGCACUAACUGUCACAACGCCAGUAGCAGUACCAGCGGCGGCUCAGGAAAGAAACGCAAAAACAGCUCCCCAUUGUUAGUUCACUCUUCCUCCUCCUCCUCCUCGUCUUCUUCUCAUUCCAUGGAGUCUUUUAGGAAAAACUGUAUGGCACACUCUGUGCCUCCCUACCCCUCAACGGUAACAUCUUCCCAUGGCAUGGGCCUCAACUGUGUGGUAAAUAAGGCGAACUCUGUGAGCGUCCGGCACGACCAGUCAGGGAGGGGGCCCCCAGGUGGGAGCCCCGCUGAGUCCAUCAAGAGGAUGAGUGUGAUGGUGAACAGUGGCGACUCCACGCUCUCCCUCGGCCCAUUCAUCCACCAGUCCAGUGAGCUGUCCGUCAACUCCCACACCAAUUACUCACACUCUCACACUCCUCUAGACAGACUCAUAGGAAAGAAAAGGAAGUGCUCGCCUGGCUCAAGCAGCAUCAACAACAGCAGCAACAAACCCACAAAGGUUGCCAAAUUGCCAGCCAUGAACAACGUGCACAUGAAACACACAGGCGCCAGCCCAGGGGCGCAGGGACUGACGCACAGUCCCCUUCUCCAUCAGCGUAUCUCCUGUGCUUACUUGUGUGCCGGGAUUUCAGCAGCACCCUCCAGAGCCCAGAUUUACAGGCCAAAGGCACGUCCCUGACAGCUGAAAAUAGCGCGGGGAGGAAUAAUCUGGACACUUUUGACGACAAGUUACACCUCCACUCAGCACUAUGGACUCCACGAUGCCUUUGAGUCUGUUUUCCCAACCUCCUGUGGGCCUCGAGGGUAGAAAUCUGCCGGGCUGUUGUUGUAACGAGGAUUUCCCUGAAGCUAUGUCUGUAGCAGUGAGUACUUGUAAAGGACACUGGAUCAAGUUCAGCCACCGAAUUGCUUUUAUCAGUGUUAAAGUGGUCUGGACUGCUUGCUACCAAUCUGUGAGAAGUUGUUGCUUUGAUUUUUAACUUGUAGUAAAUUAUGGAGCCACUCUUUGAGUAGAUUGGCUGGGCGAAAGAAUGUCUUGGCAAGAGCAUUACUGUAGACUUUUCUCCCUCCUCCCCCUUCCCGUCCCAGUUCUUACCUUACACUGUCUUCUGUAGGUCACCCUCCAGCAAUUAGGUACCCCAUCUGGAGACACCUUCCAGAGGAGAGCAGAGCUGCACCAUGAGCAACCCUCCAGAGAAGCAAUGAGUUGUUAGGUUUUUAGAGCAAUAUUCUGGGAAUGGAAUAUGGACGGUAGCACGAGGCACCAUGACAAAAUAGCCUGUAUUUUUCCCCAGCCUUUUGCAAGUAAUUUGGGGCAAGACGGUGUCAAAAGUUUCUAACUUACAAACUGGUUUAAAGCCAUCGAUGCCCAGAGAGCAAGUAUACCACAUUUUAGAGGCUUACUUUUCAUGGUACAAAAGCAAUUCUGUGUGAUUUUUUUUUUUUAAGAAAAUGCAAAUGCAAACUAGUUUUGAUAACGGAAAGCCAAAUUUUAGUUGGGGGAAGGGAGGUGGAUAAAAUCAGUAUGGGGGAAAUGUUUUUCCACAAUUUCCAAAGAGAUGGAAUUUUUUAUCCUUUAAGUUUUCGUGUUACACAUUACACAGUAUGGCAGAUUGGCUUGGUUGCCCUGCCCAGUCUCCUCUAUUUUUAAAAAAAUGCCUUUGUAAAGUGAAGUUAUUAGGAUGCAGCAGAAACUGUCAUUCACUAAGUCAUUAAGAUACUUCAUGUUUCCAGGGCACUGUGUGCAUUACCCUCAGUUUCUGUGGCUACCGUCCUGGGACUCAGUGUACACUUCUGCUUUCAGCACUCCCCGUAUCGUGUGUGUGUGUGUGUGCACUCCUCUUCCUCUCCAUACGUUCAUUUGGAUGCCGCUGGGUGGGGAGUUUAGGCACCCAGGGAGGGGAGGAGGCAAACAUGAUGUGAUGCAGAUGUUUCCCCAACAAACCCUCCUUUCUGGGGAUUAAUACCAGCCAUUUUUCUGAGAGAGUUUUGGAGUCCCUCGAAGUUAUUUAUUUAUUAUUAUUAUUAUUAUUUGAAUACCCCAUCCCAAAAGAAAGAGCUUACUGUGUUAAAACAUCAUUGCUUGAGAAGGUAUCAUUGAAUUUGGGGGAUGAGCUGGGGCAUUUUAACUGGUGAUUCCAUGAUCAUAGCUCCUGAAAUAAGAACCCAGGCACUUUUACUUAGAAGAACACACAAAGUUGCUGAACAUCACAGGGUAAAUUUCCCCAGGCUCCGAUCAUUGCUCUGGGCAGGGCCUGGACCGAGCCAAUGAGUGCAUCCUUUUUUUCCCUACAAUUCUUGGGUUACAAACUUUAGUUUCAGGGAAUUUCAAGUCAACAAGUAGAAUGAAUAAAUACUUGGUUACCAGCCUAAUAAUGUGAAUUGCUACAGAAUUAUUCUUAUUAUGUAAGGCAACAAAAACUUUAUGCAGAUACUUUAGAUAUAAAUUGUUGUAAAAUAUUGAUUUUUUUUAAAGGAAGGGGAGAAGUGUAUCUUGUUCACUUAUUAUGCAAUCAGUAAAUAUUUUUUAAAAAUGAUACUAUAGGAGAGCUUAGUAAGGAGAACGCAUGGAUGGGCCAGUUUGGUGUAGUUAAGGAGAAAUCAGCGUGGUUGUUCCAUCCCAGUGGAGGGAGAGAAGGAAGUAAGAGGGAAUCAGAACGUACUUUGUUGAUUCCUUGGUGACAAGUGCAAUGGGGUUUGGGUAGAAUUUAUUUUCAGAGCCAAGGGGACUUGAUGGAUAUAAAGUUGCUUUUAGCGAUGGAAUUUAUAGACAGAUCAUGUUGUUCCGAAAGAUGUGAAUAGGAUCCACGAUAGCACGUUGAUUCAGAAUUAUGUAGAUAUUUAGAUAAGCGAGUGUUGAUCAUUUGAUUUCUUAGACUGAGGUUUUAAUUGAAUUUCACUAUGUCUCCCGGGAGAACACAGGUCAUCGGGACUAGGAAAUUAGCCAUUUUGGAUUCUGCUUGCCACAAACAGACCUAUUCUAAACAGUGCUAUUGAAUUUUAGACUGUUCAAAUAUUUUAUUUUCUCCUACAACUACUUUUUAUUAUAAUGAACAAUUAAGACCAUUUAAAACACGGGAGUACAAGUAUUUUUUUGAAUUAAAUUAACUUGCGAAAACCAAAUUUGCAGUGGUUGGGUUGUUUCUAGACAGACUUUGGUAUCAAUUUAAAACCAAGAUAAUUUUUAUAUUCUUUCCAAUAGAAUUUCAUGACAACUCCUGCAGUUUUCUUAACCUACAAAAAAAAAAAAAAAAAAGUGCUGCAUUGAUGAACAAAGAAUUCUACAAAACCUACUUUUGUAUCUUUAUUUUGGAAUUUCUUGUUCUAUUAUAAAUAUGGAAGUAUCCCUAUUUCAGAAGACAUAUUUUGUUAAAAAUGAAUUGUACAUAUUUAAAUAUGUAUUUUUGCACAGGUCUUUUUUUCUGAUAUCCUGUUUUGGUACAAUUGAGAUCAUCUAGUAUUUAUUUAUUAAUUAAUAAAAGUAAAUACCUUUUUAUAAUUUGAAGUGGUUCACUGCCAAGCCAAUAGUUCUAGAACCUGCCUCCUUUACAGUUUAAGGGAUGCCUCUGUUCUGUGAAAGUCUUUUUGUCCCUUUUCAUGUCUCGGGAGCGGAUUCAUGCCGAUUAAGUGGGCAUUGCUUCUCUAGUUGCCUGAUUCCCGAUAGACUACAUGUAACGAAGUGACACACUGCUUUUCUUUUGUUCGUGUUUUAUGUGUGAGUGUGAGUGCGCCCGCGUGCCUGUGCGUUUGGAUGUGUACACUCUGAGCACAUGUGUGUUCAUGUGUGAUGUGGUUUAAAACUAACGGGAAAAACUGAAAGUGCCUGAACCUAGUUUUAAGCUUCGACAGAUUCUUUAAAAAGACUUGAAUGUUCAGUUCAACUUUUGGAGUUUGCUUUUUCCACCUAAAUAUUGUUUCUAAAAUCUUAGUGGAGGAGUUGAAAACCACCAAUGCUGGUAAUUUUAUGAGGUGUUUUAAAAUUAAGGCCUUUUGGUUCACAGUAAUUGAACUGGUGACGGAUUGCCUGGUGGCACCAAGGGUUACAAAUCUUUUUUGUCAGCCAGCAACUUACACAAUAUGUCCGUUUUGUUAUUCCCUCAUGAAAUACAGAGUUUAAAUAGAAUAUUUAAAAGAUUUUAUAUUCCAAAAAUAUAAUACAAAGUACCUCUGAGAACAUUGAAAAAUGUAUAAUUUGAAAAAUGUAACUUAUUAAAGGCAGCUGUCUUCCUGCAAGAGUUCUGUUGCCAAGGAAUUUCUUACUAUCUCAUUCUGUCCGGGGCGGGGGGGUAGGGGACUUUGGAAAAUGAUUGUUAAAGUUUCGUUGUUUAGCAGAAAAAUAAUCAUUUUUACAUUUUGUGCAAAACAUUCUACAUUUUCAGAUCAUUUAAAUGAGCACUACAUACUGUCAGUGUGAAUGUAGGGCCUUGAAAAGCAUUUUGCUGUUUUGUUUUUGUUUUUGUUUUUUUGAGCUUGGUUAUAAAAGCAAUCUCCUGUGUUAAAAUGUGUGAAUAGUUUGAUAAUUUGUACACAUAAUCAAGAGCAUCUCAGCUGGACUUUGUGUUGGCUGCUGUAUAGAACAUGAACAAAUGUCAAGGGAUAGAAAAUUACUUUGGAUAUUUAAAAGAGAAGAAAUAUAUAGUCUAUUUGUUUUGUAACAAGUUUCUGUAAAUAAAAUAAUUUAUACUAUUUAUAAGAAAAGGUUGUGCUUUGCUUUAUGAGAAAUUAGUUUGUGGAACAAACAUGUUACUAAAUGGGCAAUAAAAUUAGGACUUCUCAAUAAA